Molecule: messenger RNA, 1949 nt
Organism: Vigna unguiculata (cowpea)
Lineage: Eukaryota; Viridiplantae; Streptophyta; Magnoliopsida; Fabales; Fabaceae
Product: putative RNA 3'-terminal phosphate cyclase-like protein
Biological process (GO): endonucleolytic cleavage of tricistronic rRNA transcript (SSU-rRNA, 5.8S rRNA, LSU-rRNA); ribosome biogenesis
Cellular component (GO): nucleolus
Molecular function (GO): RNA endonuclease activity
Source: RefSeq, a predicted model, not a curated record
AUACCCUCUCCUCUAUUUUAAAAUUUCGAGAUAAACCCUAAACCCUCUUCGCUAUUUCAGAGGCCAACCAAAGGUAAGAUUGCACGUUGGUGUCACUAUUGCGCUGGUGGGUGUGGUAGGGUUCGUCGGAGAUUAAGAUCGAAACCAGGCCACUGCGUGUUGGGAAGGUUGUUGCUGUUAUAAGGGUGCCAAUAUUUAUUAGGGCCUGGGUUUAAGUUAUACAAUCAAAGCUCAAAUCUCUCCGACAAACACAGGGGUGAGUCCCUCUAUGUAGGGUUUAUUGACUUCUUUCUCCGUUCUGCAUUCAUUCCGGGGGCAUCAAAAUCUGCAGCUUCAACUACGUAGGUGUUUGCAUAGAAUGGGGAAAACGGCGUACAAGAGGUUGCUGGGAAGCCAGAGCUUCCGGCAACGCCUUCUUCUCGCUACUCUCUCUUCAACUCCCAUUCUCAUCGAAGACAUUCGUGCUGAUGAGACUUGGCCAGGUCUCCGCAAUCAUGAGAUUUCACUUCUCCGUCUCUUUGAAACUGUCUGCGAUGAUUGCCAUGUAGAAAUCAACGAAACUGGUACCAAAUUAAAGUACAAACCUGGAACUAUUAUCGGUGGCAGGCAACACCGUGCGCACGAUUGUGGCCUCUCGCGCUCCAUUGGCUAUUUUCUGGAGCCACUUAUUGUGUUGUGUUUGUUUGCAAAACAGCCCCUCACCAUUAGGCUCAAAGGAAUUACAAAUGAUUCUAAGGAUCCAUCGGUUGAUACCUUCAAGUCUACUGCUUUACCCAUAUUGAAGCGCUUUGGAGUUCCCUCUGAAGGCUUGGAGCUUAAAAUAGAGAGUCGUGGAUUACCUCCCAAUGGUGGUGGCGAAGUUAUUUUAUCACUUCCUGUUGUUCAGAGUCUAUCUGCUGUUAGUUGGAUUGAUGAAGGUUUUGUGAAAAAAAUUAGAGGAACUACCUUUUCAACAAGAGUGUCUGUUCAGUUUGAAAAUAGCAUGAUUAAAGCAACCCGUGGAAUAGUCAAUCCACUGGUUUCUGAUGUGCACAUUUUCUCUGAUCACAGAUCAGGUCCUCAGGCUGGAAAUUCUCCUGGCUAUGGGAUUUCGCUUGUUGCGGAAACUACUUCUGGUUGCUUCAUCUCUGCAGACACUGCUGUUUCUCAUGCGAGGGAUGAUGAUACUUCUAGUCUUGCAGAUGACGCAAAAAGAGACCUGAUGCCUCCAGAGGAUAUCGGUGUGGGGACUGCCAAUGCUUUACUCGGUGAGAUAGCUCAAAGUGGAGUGGUAGAUUCAACACAUCAGGGCUUGCUAUUUCUUCUUUGUGCACUAUGCCCUCAAGAUGUUUCAAAGGUUCGCGUUGGAAAACUUUCCCAGCACGGCGUUGAAACUCUUAGAAACAUAAGGGAUUUUCUAAAUUUGAAGUUCAUCAUCAAACCAGAGCCGAACUCACAGUCAGUUUUUCUUAAGUGUGUUGGUUAUGGCAUGAAGAACCUUUCUCGAAAGGUAUCAUAAAGCGCGUUCAACAGUGUUAUAAAUCCAAAAUACCAAGUCUGAAAGAAUUGAAAUUUUGAAGCAACUGCUACUUUGACGCCUGGAAAAGAUCUUGUAUAAGAUUCAAAUUUUAAUUUUAAAAACUUUCAUCAUGUAAGUUUUCUAUAAAAUUUGAGUCUUAAAUUAACAUCUCCUUGUCAAUACAAUCAUUGGAUAGGAGGUGAUUCUUUAAGAUGUUUUGUUUGUAGCAAAAGAUUGUUCUUUUUUGCUGCCUAAUCGAUGUUCAAUGAAAUUAGGUUAGAAGUAGUAGUACAUUUAGUUAGAAUUGAUUCGUGAUCUCAAGCUAAAUGAAAGCAUUCAAUCAAAUUUCUUUAGCUGUUUUAUUUAUAGCAUGAUUCCUUAGUUAUUUCAUUAGAGAUCUCCAGACUUAAAACCACAUGAAUGAAGUGCAAAAGAAAAUAUAUUUUAUGUA